This is a messenger RNA of Funneliformis mosseae, 250 nucleotides long. Lineage: Eukaryota; Fungi; Glomeromycota; Glomeromycetes; Glomerales; Glomeraceae. The record is from the annotation of a GenBank genome assembly.
UAAGAAAAAAUUUGUCGCAACGAUGUGUCUCAGAAAAGAACUUAGCAAUGUUCAAAAAGGGGGAAUUAUUGCUGCAAAAAAAUUAGGCCAUUCAAAUUCCAGAAUCUCUGCAGUUGUUGGUUGCUCUCAUUCCUUUGUUCGACAUGUAUGGAAGUCAUAUGAGUUAAAACAACUUCUGAAGAAACAAACAGGUCGACCACGAAUCCUUAACGAAGCAGAAUGCAAACAUCUCAAGCAUACCAGUGGUUAG